AUGGCAGACUACAGCACGUACAAGCUCGGCGAUUUCAAGCUCAAGUCCGGCGGCCUCAUCCCGGACGCCUUCAUUGCAUACAAGACUUUCGGUGAACCCGGCCUGCCUACUGUCAUCUACCCCACUUGGUACUCUGGACUGAUUUCCGACAACGAAUGGCUCAUUGGAGAAGACAAGACAUUGAAUCCGCGGAAGUAUUUCAUUGUCAUCACCGCGCUGUUUGGAAAUGGCCAAUCCUCAUCGCCCUCCAACACCCCUGGACUGAAGCCAUUCCCCGACGUCCUAUUCUACGAUAAUGUACGAGCCCAGUACGAGCUAGUGACAAAGCAUCUGGGUAUCAAGCAUGCCAAAGCCGUGCUGGGAUGGUCCAUGGGCGCCGGCCAGACUUACCAAUGGGCUACCCAAUAUCCCGACUUCAUGGAUCUGGUUGUCCCUUUCUGUGGAUCUGCGAAGACGUCGCUGCACAACCAGGUCUUCCUCGAAGGCGUGAAGUCGGCUCUCCUGGCCGCAAAGGGCGUGCCGUCGGGCGGAUCAGCGAAGGGCGAAGCGCUGGCAAAGGCUGGCGACUAUCGUCCUUGGACAGCUGAGGAGAAAAGCGUUGGUCUCAAAGCAUUUGGCCGUGGGUACGCCGGCUGGGGAUUCAGCCAGGCAUUCUACAGAGAGAAGCUGUACGAGACGGCCCUGGGCUUCAAGAAUCUGGAGGACUUCAUGGUGAACUUUUGGGAAGCAUGGGCGUGUUCUAAGGAUCCGGAAAACCUCAUGGUUAUGCUUCACACAUGGCAGGCAGGAGACUGUUCAGACCAGGAGCCGUACAACGGAGAUUUUGCGAAGGCGAUGCAGGGCAUCACGGCCAAAGCCCUGGUGCUGCCGAGCAAGACCGAUCUCUAUUUCCCUCCCGAGGACUCGGCCAAUGAGGUCGCCACCAUGCGCCCGGGGAUAGGCGCGAUGGAGGCUUUCCCGUCCGUCUGGGGACAUUGGGCUGGAGGACCCGGCCAAAGCAAGGACGAUGUGCAGUGGCUCGACGCGAAGCUGGGGGCUUUUUUUGGGAGCGGGUAG
Messenger RNA from Diplodia corticola, 1056 nucleotides. Its product is annotated as homoserine acetyltransferase family protein. Gene Ontology annotation, molecular function: acyltransferase activity, transferring groups other than amino-acyl groups. The record is from RefSeq and is a predicted model, not a curated record. The transcript is spliced from 5 exons. Gene Ontology annotation, biological process: biosynthetic process. Lineage: Eukaryota; Fungi; Ascomycota; Dothideomycetes; Botryosphaeriales; Botryosphaeriaceae. Bases 1 to 1056 code for a protein of 351 amino acids.